AUGGCACCAGAGUACUUACUUUGGGGUUACUUGACCUACAAAGCAGAUGUGUAUAGUUUUGGGGUUGUUGCAUUGGAAAUUGUUGCUGGAAUGAACAACAUGAAAUAUCGUCCUGAUGGGAAUUAUGUUUGUCUACUUGACUGGGCACUUGUUUUGCAACGUAAAGGAAGUUUGAUGGAGCUAAUAGAUCCAAGCAUGCUUGAAGGUCAGGUUACUGUUCAGGAACUAAACAUGGAUCCAAGUAUUUAUGACGAUGAAUUGAAGUUCAAAGCCCUCAGAGACAAGUAUGAAGUGAUGGAACACCAGAACUCCGGUGAAACUGAGAUCCUUAUCCCUUCAUCACCACCACCCAAGAUAUCUACCCGAUUAUUCUUGGUUCUUCAUACUGAGGAGCGAGAAUUAUGCUUUGAUGGUCCAUAA
Molecule: messenger RNA, 420 nt
Organism: Ilex paraguariensis (yerba mate)
Lineage: Eukaryota; Viridiplantae; Streptophyta; Magnoliopsida; Aquifoliales; Aquifoliaceae
Source: the annotation of a GenBank genome assembly